AUGCGUUCAAAUAUUCUCUCCACUACUGCUCUUCUCGUCGCUGGUUUGUUUGCUGCUGUCCGUGCAGAUUUGUCCUGGAACGUGCUGUAUACAAAUGAUUCCGACGGACGAUACUAUUUCCUCGAUUCAUCCAAGGACAGGAUCAUUGUCUCGUCAGCAGAUAACGUUGAAGCCGUGAAGGCCAACCACGACAAGGGACAGCGCUUCAGAUGGGGUGGAAAUAACACCGGCGUUACCUGUCAAGAUCAUUCGAAACAUUUCCUUGGGUUUGACUCGGGUGAACAAGCGUUCAAAUCAGACUUCGAUUCCAAGCACACAGAUGGUCAAGUACAAAUUACCCUCCAAUCGAAGUCCCAGGCUUAUCUAUGCACCGGAUCUAACUGCAUUGGCGUCAAUGCCGCAUCAACGGAUAAGCAUUAUCUGUGGUAUUACCAGGUGGUUCCGGCAGCUUGA
Messenger RNA from Fomitiporia mediterranea MF3/22, 453 nucleotides. RefSeq lists its product as uncharacterized. NCBI's taxonomy places the organism in Eukaryota, Fungi, Basidiomycota, Agaricomycetes, Hymenochaetales, Hymenochaetaceae. The record is from RefSeq and is a predicted model, not a curated record. The transcript has 4 exons. Bases 1 to 453 code for a protein of 150 amino acids.